GUGACGCGGCGGCACCACCCGGUUAUAUAGAGACACCCCGGGGGCGCAGGGACCGAGCUCGCCUGGCGCAUCUGUCACCCCAGCCGCCGUGACCACCACCAUGCGGGAGAUCGUACACCUGCAAGCUGGCCAAUGCGGCAACCAGAUCGGGGCCAAGUUCUGGGAGGUGAUCAGUGAUGAGCACGGCAUUGACCCCACGGGGACGUACCAUGGGGACAGCGACCUGCAGCUGGAGAGGAUCAACGUGUACUACAACGAGGCCACAGGAGGAAACUAUGUUCCCAGAGCCGUGCUGGUGGAUCUAGAACCCGGCACCAUGGACUCUGUCCGCUCCGGACCCUUUGGCCAGAUCUUCAGACCAGACAACUUUGUGUUUGGUCAGUCGGGAGCCGGCAACAACUGGGCGAAGGGCCACUACACGGAGGGCGCGGAGCUGGUGGACGCGGUGCUGGACGUGGUGCGCAAGGAGGCCGAGAGCUGCGACUGCCUGCAGGGCUUCCAGCUGACGCACUCGCUGGGCGGCGGCACGGGCUCGGGCAUGGGCACGCUGCUCAUCAGCAAGAUCCGCGAGGAGUUCCCGGACCGCAUCAUGAACACGUUCAGCGUGGUGCCGUCGCCCAAGGUCUCGGACACGGUGGUGGAGCCCUACAACGCCACGCUGUCCGUGCACCAGCUGGUGGAGAACACGGACGAGACGUACUGCAUCGACAACGAGGCGCUCUACGACAUCUGCUUCCGCACGCUCAAGCUGACCACGCCCACCUACGGCGACCUCAACCACCUGGUGUCGGCCACCAUGAGCGGGGUGACCACCUGCCUGCGCUUCCCGGGCCAGCUCAACGCCGACCUGCGCAAGCUGGCCGUGAACAUGGUGCCCUUCCCGCGCCUGCACUUCUUCAUGCCCGGCUUCGCGCCGCUGACCAGCCGGGGCAGCCAGCAGUACCGGGCGCUGACCGUGCCCGAGCUCACGCAGCAGAUGUUCGACGCCAAGAACAUGAUGGCCGCGUGCGACCCGCGCCACGGCCGCUACCUGACCGUGGCCGCCGUGUUCCGGGGCCGCAUGUCCAUGAAGGAGGUGGACGAGCAGAUGCUCAGCGUGCAGAGCAAGAACAGCAGCUACUUCGUCGAGUGGAUCCCCAACAACGUGAAGACGGCCGUGUGCGACAUCCCGCCGCGGGGCCUGAAGAUGGCCGCCACCUUCAUCGGCAACAGCACGGCCAUCCAGGAGCUGUUCAAGCGCAUCUCCGAGCAGUUCACGGCCAUGUUCCGGCGCAAGGCCUUCCUGCACUGGUACACGGGCGAGGGCAUGGACGAGAUGGAGUUCACCGAGGCCGAGAGCAACAUGAACGACCUGGUGUCCGAGUACCAGCAGUACCAGGACGCCACCGCCGAGGAGGGCGAGUUCGAGGAGGAGGCGGAGGAGGAGGUGGCCUAGGGCCUGCCCUGUCUUAGCCCGGAUCUGCAAAGCUUCGGCCCCUCCCCCAGGACCCCACCCAGGCUGACUCACCCUGACCCUAAGGCUAUGGUCACCAGGUCGCCUCUGCCACCCUCAAUCGCUCCCCCUCUGGACCCCAACUCUUGAGCCCCAACUUAUCUCCAAGGCCCUCCAGCUCCCCCAGCUUGGACACUCCCAUGAGCCCUUGCAAAUCAUGAUUCUAUGAGCUUUCCUCCUGUGCCGGAGUAGUCCUUCACCUGUGAUGCACCCCAAACCUCAUCCGACCUGGAGAACUAUAAACCGUGAUUUGUCACCCCACCCUCUGAGCCUCCUUCACCUCUCAUCCUGCCUCUCCUUUGGCCUCACAGCCCCCAGUCCCCUCUCACCACACUUUCUCUGAUUCCCAUAAGCCCCCAUUGCUUCCCUGUUCUCCCCCUACCCCCCCCCCCAACCCCUGCCUCAUCUCCUUCCCCCUUGGCUUAAAAGAAGAGUGCUUCUGGAGAAGGAAAAAAAAAAGUCUAGAACCUAGGGCAAGAAACGUUAUCCCAUCUGCCCGCCACCACUGCUGCUGUCCCCCUCCCCACAGUCUGUCAAUAAAUUAGCUGUCGCUCUGG
Messenger RNA from Jaculus jaculus (lesser Egyptian jerboa), 2049 nucleotides. RefSeq names its product tubulin beta 4A class IVa (gene Tubb4a). Gene Ontology annotation, biological process: mitotic cell cycle; microtubule cytoskeleton organization. The record is from RefSeq and is a predicted model, not a curated record. The transcript has 4 exons. Gene Ontology annotation, cellular component: microtubule; cytoplasm. Gene Ontology annotation, molecular function: GTP binding; GTPase activity; structural constituent of cytoskeleton. Bases 101 to 1435 code for a protein of 444 amino acids. Lineage: Eukaryota; Metazoa; Chordata; Mammalia; Rodentia; Dipodidae.